UUUUUUCGCAUUCAUAGACUUUUGCGAUGAAUGCAACGACUGCAAGGCCAAGAUCUAAAACUUCUGCAAGAAUCAAGACCGGAUGGGCGUCACCGCCGACGGCGGCUUUGCUGAGUACAUGGCGGCCGACUACUGCUCGGUGGUACAUCUGCCUGAUACACUUGCGCGCGGGGGGGGCACAGCCAUCACGGCGUCCAAGGCAUAUGCUCUGUCCGGCACUCAGCGUGGUCGCCAUCGUCGGCGGCUGCACGCUCGGCCACAUCGGAGUGUAGAUCGCAAAGACAUGGGGACUGCGCGUCGUGCUCGCGCCCAACACGCUGGUCAAUAGAGAGCAGGUCAAACUCGGCCGUACAGGCGUGCGGCGGGCCCGUAGACGCCAUCGUCCGUCACCACCGAUGCUAUCUCUGCAUUCCAGAUCGACCUGGGGUUCAGGAAGCACGGCGCCUUCAUGUUUGUCGGCCAGCCGCUCGACCCGAUCCCCAUCCCGCGCUUUCUACUCAUUUUCCGCGAUGUCAACAUCAAGGGCUCGCUGCUCAGUAACACGCUGGACUUCCCCGACGUGUGCGAGCUCGUCGUCGAAAAGGACAUUGAGGACUACCACGCGGGCUCUCACGCGGGAAAGCUCGUCGCCCUUGUCUCCUGGUGAAAAGCAAGAAGCCCUGGGCUCUAUUCAUGAGCAUCGCAAAUGAAAAGAAAGAUCGUAUAUCGGUCAAAUGCUGAUGAAGAGGUUCCAAACGCCCUUUGCGUAACCGACGAUUUCGUCGCCGCCCAGUUUGGAUUCGCCAAAGACGCGGUCGCAGAAAGUAAUCGGUACCUCGCCAAUGGUGCAGCCAGAUGCGCGUGCCCGCACGAGAAUCUCCAUCUGGAAGACGUAGCCUUUGGACGUCACUUCGCGAAUGAGUUUCUCGAUCACCGGUCGUCGGUAGAGGC
Messenger RNA from Tilletiaria anomala UBC 951, 930 nucleotides. RefSeq lists its product as uncharacterized. NCBI's taxonomy places the organism in Eukaryota, Fungi, Basidiomycota, Exobasidiomycetes, Georgefischeriales, Tilletiariaceae. The record is from RefSeq and is a predicted model, not a curated record. The transcript has a single exon. The coding region runs from base 449 to 646 and encodes 65 amino acids.